This is a messenger RNA of Acanthosepion pharaonis, 1491 nucleotides long. NCBI's taxonomy places the organism in Eukaryota, Metazoa, Mollusca, Cephalopoda, Sepiida, Sepiidae. The record is from the annotation of a GenBank genome assembly.
AUGCCUCACAAAAUACGCCCAAAGAAUAUCGGAGAUCCUGAAUUCACAUUAUCUAUCUAUCUAUCUAUCUAUCUAUCUAUCUAUCUAUCUAUCUGUCCUUUCAUAUAUAUCUCAGUCUAUUCAUAUAUCUCUCGCAGUCUGUUCCUAUCUAUCUAUCUAUCUAUCUAUCUAUCUAUCUAUCUAUCUAUCGCGGUCUGUCUCUUCAUUUCUGUUCUUUCAUAUCUAUCUCUCAAUCUUAGUCUAUUCCUAUCUAUCUAUCUAUAUAUCUAUCUAUCUAUCUAUUUCAGUCUAUUCAUAUAUAUCUCUCAGUCUGUUCCUAUCUAUCUAUCUAUCUAUCUAUCUAUCUAUCUAUCUAUCUAUCUGUCUGUCUGUCUGUCUGUCCUUUCAUAUAUAUCUCAGUCUAUUCAUAUAUCUCUCGCAAUCUGUUCCUAUCUAUCUAUCUAUCUAUCUAUCUAUCUAUCUAUCUAUCUAUCUGUCUGUCCUUUCAUAUAUAUCUCCGUCUAUUCAUAUAUCUCUCGCAGUCUGUUCCUAUCUAUCUAUCUAUCUAUCUAUCUAUCUAUCUAUCUAUCUCAGUCUAAGACAGAAUGGGGAACGUUAAAAUCAAGCAGACAGAAAUUUAAAUAUACUCUGUUCCUAUCUAUCUAUCUAUCUAUCUAUCUAUCUAUUCUGUUCAUAUCUAUCUAUCUAUCUAUCUAUCUAUCUAUCUAUCUAUCUAUCUAUCUCUCUGUUUCAGUUUGUUCUUUAUCUAUCUAUCUAUCAAUCUAUCUAUCUAUCUCAGUCUGUUCAUAUCUAUCUAUCUAUCUAUCUAUCUAUCUAUCUAUCUAUCUAUCUAUCUAUCUAUCUAUCUGUUUCAGUUUGUUCUUUAUCUAUCUAUCUAUCUAUCUAUCUAUCUAUUUAUCUAUCUAUCUAUCUAUCUAUCUCAGUCUGUUCAUAUCUAUCUAUCUAUCUAUCUAUCUAUCUAUCUAUCUGUUUCUGUUUGUUCUUUAUCUAUCUAUCAGUCUGUUCAUAUCUAUCUAUCUAUCUAUCUUAGUCUUUUCAUAUCUAUCAAUCUAUCUAUCUGUUUCAGUUUGUUCUUUAUCUAUCUAUCUAUCUAUCUAUCUAUCUAUCUAUCUAUCUAUCUAUCUAUCUAUCCCAGUUUGUUCAUAUUCUAUCUAUCUAUCUAUCUAUCUAUCUAUCUAUCUAUCUAUCUAUCUGUUUCUGUUAAUUUUCUAUCUAUCUAUCUAUCUAUCUAUCUAUCUAUCUAUCUAUCUUAUUUCUCGCAUCACUCUCUCUAUUCGAUCCUAUUCCCAUCUAUCUUCCUAUACAAUCGCGUUCAUAUCUAUCUAUCUAUCUAUCUAUCUAUCUAUCUAUCUAUCUCUAUUUGUUGUAGCAGACUUACUAUCCCAGUCUGUUAAUUUCUAUCUAUCUAUCUAUCUAUCUAUCUAUCUAUCUAUCUAUCUAUCUCAGUCUGUUCAUAUCUAUCUAAUACCAGUAUUAUUUUUAUCCCCGUGA